AUGGCAAUCCUCGAGAUCCUAUACGUCGUUGGCUGGAUUGCAGUGCUCUGGGGCGCAUCGAGGGUUUAUGAUCGGACGGUGCGGAAGGUCGUCCAGCAUAACCUACCGGGCCCGCCACGCGAAUCUUGGCUCAAGGGCAAUUUUGGUCAGCUCUUCAAUUCGAGGGGAUGGGACUUCCAUUACAGUUUGAACGAGAAGUACGGAAGCGCCGUGAAGGUCCACGGUCUCUUUGGUGAUGAACAAAUCUACGUUAUGGAUCCGCUCGCUCUUCAUCAUAUCGUUGUGAAGGACCAGGAGGUGUUUCAGGAGACAGCUACGUUUACCAACUUCGUCGUUAUUCCUUCUAUCGAUACAGAAUGUUCACCCGUUUUUAGGGGGUUGAAGAUCAUCUUUGGCGAGGGAUUACUGGCAACAGUAGGCGAGCAACAUCGCAAACAGAGGAAGAUCUUGAACCCGGUGUUCUCCCAAUCACAUAUGCGGAACAUCGGCCCAAUCUUCCAGGAUGUUGCCUUCCAGCUGCGCGAUAUGAUCAAGCUCCACCUGUCUAACGGAUCCAGGCAGAUCGACAUGCUCGAUCCGAUAUCACGUGCAGCUCUGGAAAUAGUUGGAGAAGCCGGAUUCGGAUACUCGUUCGACGCGUUGAAACCGAACGUUCGGAGUCGCUACGCCGAAAACGCAAAGCGACUGAUUCCCACCGUCUUCAAGCUCCAGAUCGUCCGCCAGUUCCUUCCACUUCUGACGAAGCUCGGGCCGGCGUGGUUCCGCCGAUUCCUGAUCGAUAUCUCACCCGUACCGCCCUUGAAAGAAGCAAAACGCAUCGCGGAUACCUUGAACGAGGAGGCCAUGAAAGUGUAUGCGCAGAAGAGGAAGGCGCUCGAAAUAGGGGACCAAGCAGUGAUCGAAGAGAUUGGCGGCGGUACCGACAUAUUCGGCGCUCUCAUGCGAGCGAACAUGUCUGCUUCCGAAAAGGAGCGUCUCACUGAGUCCGAGCUGUUUGGGCAAAUAAACACCUUAAUCUUCGCUGCCACGGACACCACCACAGGCGCGAUAUCUCGCACCCUCUUCUUGCUUGCCUCCCAUCCAGAGGUCCAAGAACGCCUGAGGCAGGAGAUCGUCGAGGCGCGCGAGAACCGGGACCUGUCGUACGAUACGCUUUCCUCACUGCCGUAUCUUGAUGCAGUUUGUCGAGAGACCUUGAGGCUUUUCCCGCCACUUCCGUUCGUGUUUCGGACUGCCAUCAGCGACGGCGUCGUGCCGCUCAUGUUCCCGAUCCGAGGUACCGACGGUGAAGAAAUCCGCGAGGUUCACGUCCGAGACAAUCAGAACGUUAUUAUCGGAAUUGGUGCUAUCAAUCGUAGCAAAGCGCUUUGGGGACCGGAUGCCGACGAAUGGCGCCCUGAGCGAUGGCUUAACCCCCUCCCAGACGCAUUGGUUCAUGCCAAGAUUCCGGCCGUCUACUCGCAUUUGAUGACCUUCUUGGGCGGUGGCCGAUCUUGCAUCGGAUUCAAGCUCGCGCAAUUCGAAAUGAAGAUUGUUCUGUCUGUUUUAUUGGAGGCUUUCUCGUUUCAGCUCCCCGAUGACGCUAAAAUCUUCUUCCCGGUGUCAACCAUCGUUGCUCCAACGACAGAAGGGCACGAGAAAGAGAUACCUCACAUGCCAAUGAAGGUUACGGAUCUGCACCACUGACCAUCGCACCGCAUCACUAUAUCGAGGAGCUACCAUGGGAGGCCGUUGCGUAUACCCCCGUGUCGGACCAUGUAGCUAAUUGCGGCGCAUGGGGACAGAAAACAAUGAGACAUACAAACUCGGACAUUCGGCAAUGAGGCUGUAUGAUACAGUCGAUGAGAAACUCUGCGCAACAUGGUGUCCUCCGCCCCAACUUGAGACAGGAGUAUAAGUCUCUGAACUUAAGAGGAGAGGCACUGCGAGUAGUAGUCGUUGACAACGUUGCAGACAAAUGGCGCAACGCAGCCAGUGGGGCCGGAAUAGCCCUGACCGCCGCACUGGCCAUACUCCGCGACGGUGCCGGCGGACGCAGUGGAAGCGGGCGCAGAGGAUGUCGACGCGGGCUUGACGGUCGAUGUCGCGGCAGUCGAGGAAGGCGCCGGUGCAGCAGAGGACGCGGCACCCGAGCUCCCGUACAGCGGCGGGCCAGGGAUCGGGUAAGUGGUUUCGGUCUCGGCCGCGCUGCUGUAGAUGUCGAUGGAGAGGCCGGGGUCGGAGUUGGAGUAAGCACCGGGAAAAGAGACGAGUUCGGCGGAGGUCGGGGCGAGGUUGCCGCCGCCGGUGAUUGUGAUCUGCGCGCACUCCGGGUAGAAUUGGGCGGGGAGCGAGUGCAGGGCGAUAGUCUCGAAGCGAAUGAGGUAGCUGCCACUCGGGACAGUCGAGGGGAUGGUCGUGGUCCAGGAUGAGUUUUGGUCGAUCAUCUUGCCCGAGCCCCAGUAGCCGUCGAAUACUGUGCCGCUCAGGAGACCGGCCUGAUCGAUCUUGAACCACUUGAGGCUGUUGGCAUUUACGCCUGUACAGCUGCUUCCAGGGCAUUGCGCAAGGUAAGUGAGCAUAGGGCCGUAAGCGUGCGCCCAGGGUUGGUUCCAGUACGCAGUGAUCUCAGAGCCAGCCGCAACGGUCGCAGUCAGCUGCAGGGCGCCAGACGUGCCAUCGUCGUUGCAAGCGAGUGUAGGGUCAGUCGCGUCGGUGAUGGGGUUGUAGGUGCUCCAAGGGCGCUGGAUGGUGGUCUGGCCAGUGGGCGAGUUGUAGGGUUGCCAUCCCGAAUACCAGUUGCCGGCGUUGGCGUACGAGAGGACACCUCCGUGAGCGAGGGCCUUCGGCAGAGCGAGAGCAGCGACGAGAGCGACGAUGGCGAACAUCCUUUGGCUAGGGAUCUCGAGUUAUCGUCCGAUGGGCGACGCAGAACGGUAUCGGAGCAUCCAGCUGCUCUUAUACCGCCACACGUAGAUGAAAAUAAC
Punctularia strigosozonata HHB-11173 SS5 is the source of this 2966-nucleotide messenger RNA. Its product is annotated as cytochrome P450. Gene Ontology annotation, molecular function: iron ion binding; oxidoreductase activity, acting on paired donors, with incorporation or reduction of molecular oxygen; monooxygenase activity. The record is from RefSeq and is a predicted model, not a curated record. NCBI's taxonomy places the organism in Eukaryota, Fungi, Basidiomycota, Agaricomycetes, Corticiales, Punctulariaceae. The coding region runs from base 1 to 1686 and encodes 561 amino acids. The transcript has 16 exons.